AUUACAGCGGAUCAGAGCACAGCUGUUUCAGCAGAGCAGCCUAGAUUUAGGUCUCAAAUAUCGCUUCUCCUCGUUAUAUGUUAGCCGGACAGCGUCACUUCUCCUCCCUGCCCUCGCCUCUUUAGCCACAUCUUUUAGCGGCUGGCGUCGCUUCUUUUCUGCGGGUCUCUCGUGCCGUGUGUGUGCCCACGAGAAGAUGGUUUUGUCAACAUCACAACAAGUCGCCCUGGCAUUCACGGCCGUGCUCUUCACGUUCGUCGUCCUGCCCAGGAUGUUUGGCGUCGGCGGCGGGACCGGGGCGAAGGAAGCUAGAUUUGACCCUCGCUACGCCAGAAAAGCAGGUCCAGGCCCGGGCGCGGUGAGAGGUCAGCCCAUUAACGUAAAUGCCCCUGGUUCAGCUCAGACCCCUGAGAACAUGCAGCAGAUGAAGAAGCUGAUGGAGCAAGAGCUGAAGAGUGACAAGUACAAAUCCAACAGCAACAAGGGCUACGUGUUCACACUGAUGCCUCUGUACGCCAUUGGAGUUGGAGUGUUUGCAGCCUACAAGUUUUUGAAGAUCAAGUCUGCAGAUGACCAGGCACAAAAGGACAAAUUUGCAAAAGGAGCCAAGAAGUCAGUGGAAGCAGAGAACCAGUUAAACGAGCUGGAACAAAGGCUAGCGCAGACAGAGAGGAUGCUCAAUUCCAUCCUCACACAGCUGGACCCGCUCACUAACUGCGUGAAGUCAGUGGCCCAGGAGCAGAAGAACGAGAUCAUGUCUCAACUCCAGACCAUCCGGUAUCUGAUGAAGAAGAGAGGAAUGGACUGUCCACCCCUGAACAUCAACGAGGCAUCCUGCGAGCGUAAUCUGGACGACCUCAUUGAGUCACUGGGAGCCAACGACACCUUGGCAGUGCAGGCUUCUCUGGUGGACAAGCAGAGCUCUACAGGAACAGCAGAGGCUUCUGAAAAGGUAUAUCAGAAGAGUUUGGAAGGUAAAGACGAAGCUGCAACAGAAGGUGAAGAGAUGAAGGAGCUCGUACCAGAGGAAUCAGAUGGGGAAUCGGAGGAAGAAGGGAAUGUAGAGGAAGAGGAGGAGGUUGAUAAAGAGCAGGAGGAGGAAGAAGGAUUGGAGGACUCUGAGCUCAUGCCUUCUCUAGAGGACUCAUAUGAGACAAACAUUGAGGAGGUUGGAAUGGAGCAGCUUGCAUCCGGCCUCAGGCGACGCAACAGGCCUGACUGAACUCAUUGCAGGACUUCUUCACUCUACAAAGAUGUGACAGAUUAUUAUUAAUAUUUAUUACCUGAAAGGCUUUCAUUCCAAAAGGCUGUCUACAUAUUCAUCAAAAACACACAUUGCAUUCAUCAGAAACUAUAACCUCAUAAGGAAAGCUCUCUAACAGUAAACACAUAGGGCUCUAUUUUCAUGUUACACUCACAAGAAUCAACACCAACAUGUGCAUAAGGUCAGUGAGGGUUGCCAGGUGCAUCUGAUAUUAUUGCUCACAUAGGUGCAGUGUGCUAUGUGCAGAAGGGUUGGCUAAAGUGGAUUUGGUGAUUAUUCAUCCUCCCAGUUAGUGACAUUUCCUGUCACAUACCUUUAUAACAACUGUUCCGAUUGCAAUGGUGCAUGAAAAACAAGACUCAAAUGUAAAGCUGGAAUCUCCCCUGCCCCCAGGAGCAUUCUCUUAAAGUCUCUCUGUGACUGUAAUCCUUCCUCUGAAUGCUUAGUGUCUUUUUUUUAUCUGGAGGAUCCACUCCAGAAACUUUUAUCCACCAUACUCCUAGCUGCUGCUCCAUCCCCCCCCUGCUCCCUUUAGCUCCGGGUAGCUGAUGUGAAACGCAUUCCCUUCGGUAAGCUGUGCGGGAAAGUCGCAGUAGAAACUGUGGUGUACUGCAAAAUACAAAGAGCUUUCCUUGUUAGCGAUCGGCUUAUUUAACAUUGUAUGAACUGGUUUGGCAAGGGCUUAAAUGUAAAAGAUGCUUAUUAACAUCCAGAAGUCCCCCACUCCAGCUUUAAAGCUCAAUUUGUAAUCACUGUGACAUACAAAACCUGACAUUAAAUGUCUUAGUAAGGUGUUGUUCCAUCACAAGCCUUUCAAAUCAGUUUCAGUGCUCUCUGUUGUAGAUUCUCCAAGUGUGGUGAACUCCACUGGAGGGAUGAACAGUAUUCUUUCAAAUGAUAUUCUUUUUGGUGUUUUGAUGAUGAUAAUGAUGGUGGUGGUGGUGGUGGUGGUGGAGGAGAGCACUGUCAAACGGCCAGACACACCAAACUGACCUCAAAGAACCAGUGGCAACAAAGGCUGACUAUCCGAUGAUUUAUCAUGCACUAGUGAAUAAUAACACAGACCAUUACAAGCUAUUUCUACGUAAGAGCUAACCUAAUCCAACCUAAUAUCACAUGUUUCUUGUGAUCUCACACGCCCUCUAGUUUAGUCAUUAGCCUGCUUUCCUCACUUCUGUUUCUCUUCUCGUGUACUGAGCUGAACCACCAAUCAGAGUGAUUUCACUCACUGACAGGCUCCACUGUCUCCAACGCUGAUUCAGCAUGCUGAAUCUGCCAAAAGUCACCCGGCAAAGGCCGACUAGUGCCAACAGUGUGCGACACACUGCAAAACAAAUGACCUGACCGCUUGACAUAGACCAACAGCUGACUGUCGGCUUGGUGUGUCGGAGCCCUGACAGAACACUCCAUAAUAUCACCCAGAAGACCAUUAGUGAUGGGUUGUUAAAGCACCGAUGCUUUUAAGCCAACUGCACUGAAAGUGUUUCCUUGGAUAAACUCAUUAUACGAAUUGUCUCCCCAGGCUCCUCCAUAGCCUUGCCAUAAACAUUUCAAAUUUAAAUAGUUCCUGGAAAACAAGAAAGGCCCAUCUCAACACAGAGCUAACACACCACUAAUACUUCUCAAAUCAUCCAGGAGCUUUUGUUCCCUGUAUGGAAGCAGCCUGUAUUUGUCAUGUUUCUCACCACAUUGACUCAGAUCUUUCCUUUAACUUGUUGCCCUCCUUUACAAUAAUGUGGGUCAGCCAGUGGGUUAUCUCCAGGUCUGAAAAGUGAGGGUAAUGCUGAAGUGCCUUAAACCUGCAUUCUUUUUAAUGGCCAGCAGGGGGUGACUCCACUGGGUGGAGUAAGUAGUCCAGUUAAGUUCUAUGAGAACAUGAGUUGAUUAUUAGCUCAGUAAAUAUUUUCUUAACCAGUAUAUGGUCUCUAGUUUCAAGUCUUCUUCAAUUCAGCAUGAUCAUUUCAUAAAUUAUAGCCCCAUAUAGAGUUAAAUAGAUGAUAAAGUAGGAUAUUGUUUAGGGCGUGGCUACUUUGGGAUUGACAAGUCGCCACCACGGUGGUGACACAGCUAACGUGCCAACAUUUGUGGUACUCCACAAACCAGUUGAUGAUGUCACAGUGGUUCCGUCCUUUUCCUCUAUACAGUCUAUAGGUGCUGUCCAGACAUAAGUUGAAUUGUAGCAGUGAUGGAUGCCAGAUGCAUAAAAAAUUCUGUCUAUUUUGUUUUUGUUUGUUUUUGUCAUGUUACAUACCGUUCCCAAAAAACCUGGUAGUAUGCAUGGAAUUCACGCACAAUUAUGUGUGCUUGAAGUAUGCAUGAUUAAACACACAUUUUCAGCAGUGUUUUUCUUACUAGCAGUAAAUGUGUGGGAAGUGUUUUUGUGCAGACAUAUUGUUUAUACAUCUGGUCCUAGAUCCUCAGACAUCCAUUUGCUGCACCAAAGAAACACUUAAACUUGCAAUGCCUCAUCUUCUUGGGGCACUUUUACACCAUGCGUGCUGCACUGGCCAUGAGAACAUAGAAGGGACAGACAAACCACCAGGUAGUCAGGGGGUCCUUUUCAUUAUGCUAACUUAUGCUUCCUUAUCUCCUCCCGUGACCCAAAAAUCGUUCUCCCUCCGCAAUGAUGGAGCUUCCAAUCCUUUAAAUGCAUCUCACAAGACAAGGAGAGAGAAAGCCUCUGUAUGAGCUCAUAGCGAGGAAACAGGUGUAUUUGACACGGAAAUAAAGUACGGAGCUGCCCAAGGGUCACGGCGGGAUUUUCUUACCAUAAUAUAGGUCAACAAUCAGUAAUAAUGCUACUGAUGAUUGGUUAUAUUAUAUAAUCUGCAUAUCUAAAUGAAGGCCUCCUGUAUAUGUAAAACCUUUAUAGGCCUAUAAGAGAUGUCCCUAUCUAUGAAAGAUCCUUUAAGAUUUUGAAAUUGUUAUUAAAGAAACGGUUUUGUGGACAUUCACACCAGUCAGUUUGACAUGUGAUAGAGCUCCGCAGCAACAGAAGUAGAUGAUGUCGCUGAAAACUGACACUGUGGAACCAAGGGUUUCUUUUUUGGGAGCUUCUGCUUCUCUGUCCUUGCAUCUCUUCCUCACCUCCUCUGGUCACUCAUGAAGUUAGGAAGCGAGGAGAAGUGAGCGUGAUAAAAUGCACCUUGAGUUCGGAAAAUUGCAACACCAAAUAUAGUGCUAAUUGUAUUAGUCUUUGUGCUGACAUGAAAAAAGAGCCCAUAAUGUCCUGUGCUUUCCUGUUGUCAGUCAUCUUUCCAACACUAAUCAUCACCUUUUUAUACUUGCCUGAUUUUGGAGUGAAAUGUCUAUACAUAUUUGGUUUUACUAGCUCUGUCAGUGGUUUGGGUUUGCAUCUGCUUGAGUGCUGAAGCCACGCUUUUGAUGUGAUUAUGUUACUCUGAUUAAUGCCACAGGAUAUGAUCGUAAGUCUGUAAAGACUCAGCUUCUCUUUCAGUCUGGAGAAAAUGUGCUUUCAUUGCCUCGAGCCAGCCUGUGCUGCCACCCUCUGCCCUUGUCAGGUAUGAGAAAAUAUCACAGAGGAAUGAUUUUAUGUCAAAACCCAUAGAAGUCUUACCACAAACAACACUGCUUUCCUAUUUUAUUAAUAAAUACUACUUUUUUUUUUUUUUUUUUUAAACCAUAAAGGCUCUGACACUAGUGCUACUGAAUGGUCAAAGCCUCCUUAGACUGCAGAAUAUUAUAAUAUACAUUGUAAAAAGUGUGAGCUGGGCUUGUGGCAUGCCAUUAUACAUCAAAACAUAGUUGUGCAUGUUUUUUUUGUCUACACAUUGUGACUGCAUGUUUUUAUUUAUUUAUUCAAGAAGAAAGUGACAAUCAUUUGAUCAACCAGACACACGUUGACUCCCAUGAAAUUCUUCUACUGAUCCAUUUUUAUAUUAAUUUAAAAAAUCAGCAUUAUUUUAAAUGUGUUUCUGUAUGUUGGAUAUUUGUUGGAUACUGAUAAUGCAGAAAGGAAUCCCUUUGCCUUAUAUUUAAAAUAUUUGGUUUUGUUGUGUUUUUUUUUUUUUUUUUGGAAUCCUUGUGAGAGGUCACUGUGAGAGGGCUUUCCGGUUGUUUCCAUGUUGUCUGUUGUUUGGCAACAUAGAUCCAGGUACUGUCAGGGUGCUCCUCGAAAUAUCGAAGUACAAUGAACAAAUUUAGGUCUUGAUUAAAAAUAAUAAUAGUAAAAAGAUCAGUAUGUAUGAUCCUUUUUGUAUCAUAUGCCCCUAAAGUUUGCUAAAUGCUUAAUGUAAAAAUCACAUUAAAAUGAUUAUAAUAUUUGCAUAAAUGAGAUGCCCCUGUCCUACUGUCAAUCAUAUAAGAUCACAGCAUGAAUAUUUUUUGUAAAGCCCACAAUUCAUUGCCUUAUUACUGAUGAAAUAUUUGAGCUGUAGACACUGCAAGAUUGGUUGGCUUUAUAUUUUUACUGUUUUACGGAAUUCUAACACCAGCUUUUACACAUAUAAUUUAUAGCCACCUCUUGGAAUCCACAAAUAUCUGCCUUAAUUUAUUUUGUAAAUGUGUUCCCUGUUAUGCAUAGUUACAUUUCUGUGUUGGAGGUUUUGUGUGUCAUGUGGAGACUGAGUGAGGGAACUCAGCUUGCUUUAAUAGAAAAUAAAACAACAAAAAAUGU
Epinephelus fuscoguttatus (brown-marbled grouper) is the source of this 5900-nucleotide messenger RNA. RefSeq names its product coiled-coil domain containing 107 (gene ccdc107). The transcript has 6 exons. NCBI's taxonomy places the organism in Eukaryota, Metazoa, Chordata, Actinopteri, Perciformes, Serranidae. The record is from RefSeq and is a predicted model, not a curated record. Gene Ontology annotation, biological process: synaptic transmission, cholinergic; protein localization to cell surface. Bases 197 to 1222 code for a protein of 341 amino acids. Gene Ontology annotation, cellular component: neuron projection; intracellular membrane-bounded organelle; neuronal cell body.